This is a messenger RNA of Onychomys torridus (southern grasshopper mouse), 3976 nucleotides long. It is a transcript of the gene Muc4, whose product is annotated as mucin 4, cell surface associated. The record is from RefSeq and is a predicted model, not a curated record. The transcript has 25 exons. NCBI's taxonomy places the organism in Eukaryota, Metazoa, Chordata, Mammalia, Rodentia, Cricetidae. Gene Ontology annotation, biological process: cell-matrix adhesion.
AUGCCAACUGCAGCACCCUCCACAGACUCCAUCUCAGGAAAUACAGGGCACACAUCUCCAGCUGGUUCUCAAAGUUCCACAUCUGCCAUUACAGGAAUCCCAAUGACAAAUUCACCAAGUGUUCUGUCAACAGCGACAUCUCCCUUCACCUCUAAUGAAGAAUUGUCAACAUCUUCCCAGAAUGGCCACACUGGAAGCAUGGAGACCAGCAGUCACCCUCAAAGCACCCCUAUCACAGAGAGUUACCAGACCACAAGCAUGGCGACCCCCAGUGUAUAUGAAAGCAGCACCUUCACAGAGGUGACCACAGAAACCCAUUCGUCUUCUUCACCUGGACCCACUGUGACAGACACCUUUUCUCAUGGGACAUCCUCCUCAGUAUUUCCAGGAAUAACUACCAGCUCCCCGAAGACAGACAGUGGUAGAGGCACAUCAUUCCCUGCUACCUCCUUGACCCUCACCACUCACAGCCCGACCACAGCCUCCAGGCCAACAGUGCCUCCAAUCCCUAUUUUACCUGAGCAGGGCAUUUCCCUCUUCCCCUACGGGACAAUCCCUCACGUUGGAGACCUGCAGUUUUUUGCCAGGACUGUGGAUUUUACCUCACCUCUCUUCAAGCUCCGGAUUGGCUUUCCACUGGGCUCUUCUCUGCGGGACUCCUUCUACUUCACAGAUAACGGCCAGAUCAUUUUCCCAGAGUCAGACUACAGCAUCUUCUCCUACCCCAACCCACCUCAAAGAGGCUUCACAGGAAGGGAGCAUGUGGCCAUGGUGGCCCCAUUCUGGGCUGACGCUGAUUUCUCUAGCUCCAGGGGAACCAUAUUUUACCAGGAAUACAACACACUUUAUGAUGGAAACAGUGAGCUCAUCAGGGGGGUGGAGGCUUUGAUUCACGAAUUCACAACAGACUGGAGCUACAAAGCCAAGUGGACAUUGAAAGUCACCUGGGUCAACGUUCCCGCCUAUCCUGCCCAGUGGAGCUUUGGGACCAAUACCUACCAGGCCAUCCUCUCCACAGAUGGGAGCAGUUCCUAUGCCCUGUUUCUCUACCAGAGUGGAGGCAUGCGGUGGGAUGUGGCCCAGGGUCUGCGUAAACAAGUCCUCAUGGGCUUCUCCAGUGGAGAUGGGUAUUUUGAAAACAGCCCGCUGAUACUCCGGCCAGCAAUGGAGAAGUACCGUCCAGAUCGAUUCCUGAAUUCCAAAUUAGACAUCCGGGGGUUGCAGGUCUACCGUCUACACAAGGAAGUGAGGCCCAACUAUCGGCUCAAGUGUCUACAGUGGCUGAACAGCCAGCCUCAGAGUCCCAGCUGGAGCUGGGGCUGGAGCCAGGUUUCCUGCCCUUGCUCCUGGCAGCAGGGACGACGAGACUUGCGGUUCUGGCGCGUGAACACAGGUUGGUGGUAUGGCAGCAGCAGACAGCUGUGCAGCUUUUCAUCCUGGCGAGGGGGUGUGUGCUGCAGCUAUGGUCACUGGGGAGAAUUCCGAGAAGGCUGGAGAAUGCAUAGCCCUUGGCAGUUUGAACAGGAGCAGGAGGCCCAGAACUGGUGCUGUCAUUGGAAUGACAAGCCCUCCUUCUGUGCCCAGUACCAUCGCGUGCGGCCCCGCAUUACCUGUGCUUGGUACAGACCCCCACGGCCCGCUUGGACGUACGGCGAUCCCCACAUCACCACUUUGGAUAAUGCCAAUUACACCUUCAAUGGGCUGGGGGACUUUCUGCUGGUCCAGGCCCAGGACACAAAUUCCUCCUUCCUGCUGGAGGGCCGCACUGCCCAGACUGGUUCUGCCAAGGCCACUAAUUUCAUUGCCUUUGCUGCUCAAUACAACACCAGCAGCCUGGCUUCUCCCGUCACAGUUCAGUGGUUCCUGGAACCCAAUGACACAAUCCGAGUCCUACACAAUAACCAGACUGUGGCCUUUAACACCAGCCACAUGGAUGAAGGUAGGCUCAGCAGCUACUUGCCAAUGUUCAAUACCACUGGUGUCCUGAUGACCCGGAAUGGCUCCCAAGUCUCAGCCAGCUUUGAUGGGACAGUGACCGUCUCCGUGACUGCCCUUUCCAACAUCCUCCACGCCUCCUCCAGUCUCCCAGAGGAGUACCGCCACCAUACGAAGGGACUCCUGGGAGUCUGGAAUGACAAUCCAGAAGACGACUUCAGGAUGCCCAAUGGCUCCACCAUCCCCCCAAACAGCUCUGAGGAGACAAUUUUUCACUAUGGAAUGACAUGGCAAAUCAACGGAACAGGCCUCCUGGGGAUGAGGACAGACCCUCUGCCUUCCAACUUCACCCCCAUCUUCUUGUCCCAACUGCGGAACACCUCAGAUGAAAACUUGACCUCUGGGUGCAGGGGAGAUCCACAAUGCGAGUUUGACACUCUGGCCACAGGAAACGCAAGCAUUGGACAAAACACCAACACGAUUUUUGAAACAUUCCAGCGUGUAAAUGGCACCCUCAAUCAGUAUCCGCCCUUUAUCAACUGCAGCAGGGACAUUCGAGCCUACAAGGGGCGGACAGAGACCAUUGACAUCAGCAGGGUCUCUAAGGACGUCACAUUCACCCUCACCAGCCAGUGUGGCGGCUUUAAACUCUUAGAAAACGGGAGUUUGCAGUGGACGCCACCAGCAUCUCCAGAAGCAUGUACCCUGGAGAUUCUAGCCAGAGAUGCCAGGACUAACUUGUCAUCCAUACUCCAGCCCCAGACUACAAUAUGCUUCUGUGAUAUGGAGAGCCAGUGUUUGUACAAUGAGACCAGCAGGGAAGGCAACUCUUCCCUUGAGGUGGCCAGCUGCAAGUGUGAUGGAGACACCUUUGGCCGCUUCUGUGACCGCUCUAAGGAUCUCUGUGAAGAGCCAUGUUUCCCAAAUGUGUCCUGCACUCCGGGGAAGGGCUGUGAGGCCUGCCCUCCAAACAUGACCGGAGAUGGGCGGCAUUGUGCAGCUCUAAUGGACUCUUUAGUUUGCAAGAACCACUCCUGUCCUGUCAAUCACUGCUAUAACCAUGGCCACUGCUACAUCUCUGGGGCUCCAGACUGCCGGCCCGCUUGCACCUGCCCCGCAGCCUUCACUGAUGCCCGCUGCCUCCUGGCUGGGAACAAUUUCACCCCCACCAUCUAUAAAGAGCUUCCCUUGAGGACCAUCGUGCUGUCACUCAGGGAAGAUGAAAACGCCUCCCUAGCUGACGUCAACGCCUCGGUGGCCUACAGACUAGGGGCUCUGGACAUGCGGGCUUUCCUCUGGAACGAUCCAGUGGAGCUGACAUGGAUGUAAGUCAGGCUCUCUCCCUCAGCACGGCCCUCGGACAAGGCAAUUCAACACUGGAGGGUCGUCUCCCACUUCCAGUACCGUCCCAGGGGCCCGGUCAUCCAUUUUCUGAACAACCAGCUAAUAGACGCUGUGGUGGAGGCCUUCCUCCUCCAGGCUCCAAGGGGGAAGCAGAAGAGGAGCAGUGGAGAAGCCAGGAAGAAUGUCACUUUCUUCCCCAUCUCCAGGGCAGAUGUCCGCGAUGUGACGGCUUUGAACCUGAGUAUGCUGGACAGUUACUUCCUCUGUGAAGGCUACAAGGGCUACAAGCUGGUCUACAGUCCCCAGAAUGGUGUCACCUGCGUGUCCCCGUGUAGUGAGAGCUUCUGUCACAAUGGAGGCCAAUGCCAGCACCUACCAGAUGGGCCCCAGUGCAGCUGCGCAUCCUUCACCAUCUACACAUCCUGGGGCGAACGCUGUGAGCAUCUAAGUGUGAAACUUGGCGCAUUCUUCGGGAUCCUCUUCGGGGCCUUGGGCGCCCUCUUACUCUUGGGGAUCCUGGCAUUUGUCAUCUUUCACUUCUGUGGCUGCUCCAUGAACAAGUUCUCCUACCCUUUGGACUCAGAAUUGUAAGGCCUUGCUCCAGAUGGGCAGCCACACCUAGGAUACCUCAGGACCCACCCAUCACUCCGCCUCUGAUCUAAGGAGACUGGAAAGGGGCUGCUGAGCGAAGGGGAUU